AGAAGAUAAGACUCACUCACUCACUCGUUAUCAUAUCAGAGCAGAAUAGAAUAGAAGAAUUAUCAUCAUGGCAGCGUUCUCUUCCAUUUCUUCUUCGCCAUUCUCAUUAUCAAUACCCUCCUCAUCCCGUUCAACUUCACUUUCAUUCUCAUUAUCUUCUUCUUCUUCUUCUCAAUUUCUGAAAUUGCCACAACAACAACAUACAAAAAAAAGAAGAGGGAUGGUGGUGAUGAUGAGCUUGGAAGCAGGUGUUGGAGUCAUGGCUACCAAAUUGGGAAUGAUGAGCUUUUUCGAACCUAGUGGUGAGGUUGUUCCUGUCACCGUUGUCGGUUUCAAAGAAGGCAACAUCGUCACUCAGAUCAAAACUGACGCCACCGACGGUUACAACGCCGUCCAAGUUGGUUACCGUAGGGUUAGGGACCGCAAAUUAACCAAACCCGAAAUGGGUCAUCUUGAAAAGGCGGGUGCCAUUCCCAUGCGCCAUCUUCAGGAGUUUCGUCUUCAAAGCGUUGAAGGUUUUCAAGUUAAUCAGCGCCUUGUUUUUGAUGAACUUUUCAACGAGGGUGAUCUUGUUGAUGUCUCCGGCACCACUAUCGGCAAGGGUUUCCAAGGUGGUAUCAAGCGUUAUAACUUCAAAAGGGGUCCAAUGAGCCAUGGUUCCAAGAGUCAUAGACAGCUGGGAUCAAUUGGUGCCGGAACUACGCCUGGACGUGUAUACAAGGGAAAGAAGAUGCCUGGUAGGAUGGGUGGAACCAAUAGGAAGACCAGAAAGCUUAAGAUUGUUAAAAUUGAUAAAGAUCUUAAUGUUAUCAUGAUCAAAGGUGCUCUUCCUGGUAAGCCUGGGAAUCUUCUGCGGAUAGCUCCCGCCAAGAUAGUUGGCAAGAACAUUCCAAAGAAUUAGUUUUUUCUUUUUUCUUUCUUUAACUUGUCUUUACCUGUUGUUUGUAUUCACCUGUAAGCCCUUCAUUUUCAAAUUUAUGUAUUCUACUCUUACCUUUUCAAGCAGAUCCAUCAAUGAAAAUGUAUUAUUACUAUAUGUUAUUAAGGAAUACAAUACAAUUCAUUAUGAACUGGUAUAUAUUCCCUAAGAGGACAAAAUUAACAAUGGAAACCUUUCUCACUUGGUGAAA
Molecule: messenger RNA, 1130 nt
Organism: Trifolium pratense (red clover)
Lineage: Eukaryota; Viridiplantae; Streptophyta; Magnoliopsida; Fabales; Fabaceae
Product: 50S ribosomal protein L3, chloroplastic
Exons: 2
Coding region: 68-901 (277 amino acids)
Biological process (GO): translation
Cellular component (GO): chloroplast envelope; ribosome
Molecular function (GO): structural constituent of ribosome
Source: RefSeq, a predicted model, not a curated record